Messenger RNA from Oryzias latipes (Japanese medaka), 7257 nucleotides. RefSeq names its product dedicator of cytokinesis 5 (gene dock5). The record is from RefSeq and is a predicted model, not a curated record. Gene Ontology annotation, cellular component: plasma membrane; cytoplasm. Gene Ontology annotation, biological process: cell migration; small GTPase-mediated signal transduction; myoblast fusion. NCBI's taxonomy places the organism in Eukaryota, Metazoa, Chordata, Actinopteri, Beloniformes, Adrianichthyidae. Gene Ontology annotation, molecular function: small GTPase binding; guanyl-nucleotide exchange factor activity.
CCCCAACCCAAGUCAUGAUGGCGGAACUGUAAGCGUCGGACGAGCAGGAGUGCACCGCCCGUCCUCCGUGAGCAAGUGUACAUAGUUAUUUAUUUAUUCAACCAACUUUCCUGCCUCCUCCCCGCUAUGACCCGCUGGAUUCCCACUAAAAGACAGAAGUAUGGAGUCGCAAUCUACAAUUAUGAUUCCAAUGGGGAGCAGGAGCUGUGUCUUCAGGUGGGGGACCCAGUGCACAUACUUGAGAAAUUUGAAGGCUGGUAUAGGGGUUACUCUCUACGAAAUAAAUCCCAGAAGGGUAUUUUCCCAGCUUCCUACAUCUCCUUAAAGGAGGCUCGGGUUGAAGGAUCAGGCCAGCAGGAAACGAUUAUUCCAGCAGAUUUACCGCUGGUGCAGGAGCUUGGGGCUACCCUGAGGGAAUGGGCGCAGAUAUGGCACAAGCUCUAUGUGGCAAACAAGAUAACCUUGUUCAGAAGUGUGCAGCAAAUGGCCUACAGCCUCAUUGAGUAUCGAUCUCAGAUAGUGUCAGGAACGCUGCCCAAAGAUGACCUUGUAGAGUUAAAGAAGAAAGUCACUGCGAAGAUUGAUCAUGGAAACCGGAUUCUUGGGUUGGACCUGGUUGUGCGAGAUGAGGCAGGAAACAUGCUUCAUCCCGACCGCACCAGUACGGUCAGCCUGUUCCGGGCUCACGAGACCGCUUCCCGCAGCAUUGAUGAAAGAAUACAAGAAGAGAAGACUAAGCUUCAAAACCGGAAAAUGAGUUAUCAGACCCUUCUCAGUUCGGUUCACACCUACAGCCUUCUCAUGAAUCUGAGAAACUUUGUGUGCAACAUCGGGGAAGAUUCGGAGCUGCUCAUGUCCCUCUACGAUCCAGACCAGUCGGAAUUCAUCAGCGAGAACUUCCUGGCAGACUGGGACAGUAAGGGGAUGCCUAAAGAAAUGACAAAACUCAACAACCUGCCAGCCCUAUUCACGGACCUGAGCAGCAGUGACUUGAUGAGGCAGCGACUCUUCCUGGUGUGUCAGAUCAUCAGGGUGGGCAGCAUGGAGCUCAAAGAGGGCAAGAAACAAACUGGCGGUCUGAGGAGACCGUUUGGUGUGGCUGUGAUGGACAUAACAGACAUUGCCCACGGCACAGUUGACGAUGAAGACAAACAGCAUUUCAUCCCCUUUCAGCAGAUAGCUAUGGAAACCUACAUCCGCCAGAGGCAGCUCAUCAUGUCUCCGCUUAUCCCCUCCAGAGUCAUAGGAGAGAACGAGCCGCUCACGGCUGUCUUCAACAAAGUCAUCGCCACGCGGGAGGUCAAUCACAAAGGCCAGGGACUGUUUGUGACCCUGAAGCUGCUCCCAGGGGAUCUUGCUCAAGUCAGGAAGGACUACCCACACUUUGUAGAUCGCAACGUUGCUAUUGUCAGGAAAAUGGGCUUUCCAGAGAUAAUCCUCCCAGGAAAUGUCAGAAAUGAUAUUUAUGUAACCUUACUUCAGGGAGAAUUUGACCGAGGGAAAAAGAAGACCCCCAAAAAUGUCGAGGUCACAAUAAGUGUGCACGAUGAAGAGGGCAGGCCUGUGGAGAAAGCGAUUUUUCCUGGGGCGGGUUGUAAGGGCAUGACAGAGUACAAGUCUGUCAUAUACUACCAGGUGAAGCAGCCUUGUUGGAAUGAAACGGUGAAGGUGACAAUUCCCAUAGAGGAUGUCUGCCAUUGUCACCUGAUUAUGACGUUUCGACACAGAUCCUCCCAAGACUCCAGGGACAAAUCAGAGAAGCCCUUUGGCAUGGCCUUUGUCAGGCUCAUGAGAAAAGAUGGGACCACACUGAGAGACGGCAGGCAUGACCUUAUCGUGUAUAAGGCGGAUGUGAAAAAAUCAGAGGAUGCAAAGGUUUAUCUCACAUUGCCGGCAACCUGGUCUGAAGUGGAGGAGAAGGAGAAGCAAACGGGGAAGCAGUUUCAGCAUUCAGGAGCUAUUCCUGUGACUAAAGACAGCUUCCAGAUCACCACUCUCACCUGCUCCACUAAACUCACUCAGAAUGUGGACCUGCUAGGCCUUCUGAACUGGAGGUCUAACUCCGAAGAUCUUGACAAGAUCUUGCGAAGACUCAUGGAGGUGGAAGGAGGGGAAAUUGUAAAGUUUCUCCAAGACACACUUGAUGCUCUGUUCAACAUCAUGAUGGAAACCUGCCAAAAGGACACGUACGACACCUUGGUGUUUGACGCUCUGGUGUUUAUAAUCACACUUAUUGGUGACAUCAAAUUUCAGCAUUUUAACCCCGUCUUGGAAACCUACAUUAGCAAGCACUUCAGUGCCACUUUGGCUUACUUGAAGCUAACCGGGGUGCUUAACUAUUACGUGGGCCAUGCUGAGGAUCCCAGUCUGACAGAGAAACUCUUCUCAGCACUCAAAGCUCUCAAGUAUCUUUUCAGGUUUAUAGUACAAUCCAGAGUCCUCUAUCUCAGGUUCAGCGGAAACAGUGAGGACGGCGAUGAUUUCCUGAACUCCAUCCGUUCGCUUUUUCUCUCCUUUAACUCUCUCAUGGACAGACCUCUGGAUGAGGGAGUGAAGAUAAAGGGUGCAAUAUUGAAAUAUCUCCCCAGCAUCAUUAAUGACGUUCAGACCGUGUUUGAUCCUGUGGAGCUCAGUGUUCUCCUAACAAAGUUCAUUGAGAGCAUUCCAGACUUGCAGCUUGUGCGUCAGAAGCUGGGCUGCAUGUGUAAAAUGGUGGAGAGUGACCUUUUCAAGCAGCCAGAAUGCCGGAACGUGCUGCUGCCACUGGUCACCGACCAGCUAAGUGGCCAGCUGGAUGACCACUCCUGUAAACCGGACUAUGAGGCUUGUGUCCAGGUGCUCAGCACAUUGCUGGACAACCUGGAUCGCAAAGAUGUGGGUCCCACCAGAGGGCACAUCCAGCUGAUAAUGGAGCGGCUUCUCCGCAGGGUUAAUCGCACCGUCAUCAGCAUGGACCGAGAUUCACCUCUCAUUGGCCACUAUCUCGCCUGCAUGACUGCCAUCCUGAAGCAGAUGGAUGACAUGCAUUACACCCACUACAUCAGCACCUUCAAAACAAGACAAGAUAUCAUUGACUUCCUCAUGGAGACAUUCAUUAUGUUUAAAGACCUCAUGGGAAAUGUCUUCCCUGCCGACUGGGUGAUCAUGAACAUGGUGCAAAUGCAGGUGUUCCUGAGGGCCAUCAACCAGUACUCCAAUGUGCUCAACAUGUACUUCCUGGACCCGGCGCAUUUUGAACUGCAGCUGUGGAAUAACUACUUUAAUUUGUGCGUGGCGUUCCUUACUCACAAGACCCUGCAGCUUGAAUCCUUCUCCCAAGAGAGACGGAAUAAGAUACUUAAUAAAUAUGGAGACAUGAGGAAGACCAUGGGAUUUAAGAUCAGGGACAUGUGGUACAACCUUGGCCCCCACAAAAUGAAGUUCAUUCCAGCCAUGGUCGGGCCCAUCCUGGAGGUCACGCUCGUGCCUGAGCCAGAGCUACGAAAGGCCACCAUCCCCAUUUUCUUUGAUAUGAUGCAGUGUGAGCACAACUUCAACCCCGGACGCACUUUUCAAACGUUUGAGAAUGAAUUAAUCAUGAAAUUAGAUCAAGAGGUGGAAGGAGGCCGAGGAGAUGAGCAGUACAAAGUCCUGCUGGAGAAAACAUUACUGGAGCACUGCAGACGCCACAGAUACCUCUCUCAGUCGGGGGAGGAGCUGGCACUGCUGCUCAGCACUCUGCUGGAGAAUCUGCUGGCGUACCGGACCAUCACCCAUGAUGAGAGUCCCGAGCACCGCAUGAGCUGCACCGUCAAUGUGCUGAAUUUCUACAAAGAAAAGAAAAGGGAGGACAUUUAUAUCCGGUACUUGUAUAAGCUGCGAGAUUUGCACCUGGACUGUGAGAACUACACAGAAGCUGCGUACACUCUCCUGCUACAUGCCGAAUUACUGCAGUGGUCAGACAAGCCCUGUGCACCUCAUCUUAUACCUCGAGACAGGGAGCAUGCGUGGACCCAGCAGGAGCUAAAAGAAAGGCUCUUCCAGGAAAUAAUUUGUUACCUGGAUAAGGGAAAGAUGUGGGAGAAGGCCAUUGAGCUGUGCAAACAGCUGGCUAAGAUGCACGAGAACCACAUGUUUGACUUCAUGGAGCUGAGCCAGCUGCUGAAAAAACAAGCAGAGUUCUUCGAAAAGAUAAUGCAUGAGAUGCGGCCACAGCCAGAGUACUUUGCAGUUGGAUAUUACGGCCUUGGAUUUCCGUCUUUCCUCAGGAACAAGAUGUUCAUCUAUAGAGGCAAAGAGUACUCGUUUCUUGAAGACUUCAGUUUAAAGCUCCUCUCUCAGUUCCCAAAUGCAGUGCGGAUGACUAGCACAGCGCCUCCUGCAGACGACAUCUGCAACUCACCAGCCCAAUACAUCCAAUGUUUCACUGUCAAGCCUGUUUUCACAGUCCCACAGCAUUUCAAAGAGAAGGGAGUUCCUGAACAAAUAUUAAACUAUUACAGAACCAAUGAAGUAGAUCAGUUCCAGUACUCCAGGCCAUUUAGGAAAGGUGAAAAGGACCCAGACAAUGAAUUUGCUACUAUGUGGAUUGAGAGAACGACCUUCAUCACUGCCUAUCGCUUCCCAGGGAUUCUCAAAUGGUUUGAAGUCAAAAUUAGCUCAGUGGAGGAGCUUAGCCCACUGGAGAACGCCAUAGAGGCCAUGGAGAUGACCAAUGAAAAGCUGGGCAACCUCGUACAGCAACAAGCUUUUGAUCGCUCUCUGUCCAUCAACCCGCUGUCCAUGAUGCUCAGCGGCAUUGUUGACCCUGCUGUCAUGGGAGGCUUCUCCAACUAUGAAAAGGCCUUCUUUACGGACACAUACAUGCAAAACCACCCUGAUGACCACGAUCGUAUUGAGGUCCUUAAACAUCUCAUUGCACUACAGAUCCCUCUGUUGGCAGAUGGAAUCCGCAUCCAUGGGGAGAAAGCAACGGAGCAGCUGAAGCCCUUCCACAAUCGUCUGGUUACAUGCUUCCAAGACCUUCGGGAGAAAGUGGAGAAGCAUUACGGCGUCAUAACCUUGCCCUGCUCUCUUACUGAGAGUAAGAAGAGUCGCGUGGGCUCUGUGGUGAUGCCCUACAUCCUGUCCUCCACCCUGCGGCGCAUGUCCAAUGUCUCAACCCUCUCCAGUGCCUCUUCAGGCCUCUCCAGCGGCUCUGCAUCAUCAGAUGGACCCUCCUGCAUUUCCUCUCAAGAUUCCUUGUUGUCCCAUCCCAGCGAUCGAAGGGCGUCCGUUCUGUCCCGCACUGAGGACGACAACAGAAUUGCUAGAAAGAACAGGAAGGAGUGGAGCGUGAGCAAAUCCCAGGUCAUAGUAGAGAGAAAGUCAGACACAGACGAGACUCCUCCAGAGAAGCAACAGAGGCCCAAAAGUUUACAGUUUGGAGACAGACGCCUCACCCUCUCCUUGUUCCAGGGCUCGCAGCUCAGCCUUUCUAACCCACUGAGCCCACUCCCCGCCUCUCCUAACACUCCACACACGCCGCGCAGCUCCAGUUACUCAUCACUUCUCAGUGACAACAAUGCCAAUACUAUUGACGCCCCAGGGACCCCCCCACCAAUGCCUCCCAAGAAACACCCGCAUGAGAUUGACAACCCAGGAUUGUCUUCAGAGUUCACACCUCCUUUACCAACGAAAACUGAGAGCAAACCUCCACCGCCGCCUCCCAAGACUAGAAAGUCAAUGCUCCCCUCAUAGGAGAGCCCUUCACAGCAAGGUGACACCUAAACCUUUAAAGGCCUAUAAAAAUUUCAGCAGCGCUCUGAUUUGGCUGUUUCAUAUUUUUUCGGCUUUGUGGAAACGCCACAGUAGGGUGCUAAUAUUGGGAACGUGGGGCGGAUUCAACGUUUUCUGCUGCUACAAUCUGAUGCAGGUCAUGUCGUUCCUGGCAGUCUCCUCUUUCUCAAAUUUUGAGCUGUUAAAAAAAGCAAAAACAUUUGCAUGGUUACUGUAUUGUUUAGGAGAAAUAGGUGUAUGAUUUGGGGCACAUUUUCGGUACAGUCUUGGAUGUGGUGCAUGCGCUUUUUAGGGAAGCCAAGCAGCUGUUGCUUCAUGAUAAGUCUGUAUGGUUUAUUUAUAUUAAGUGCCAGGGAAAAGACAUGAAAGAGUUGUGCGAAAUGAUAUUUUCUUUUUAUGUGUGCGUGGAUUGGAAUGACACUGGAAAACUUGUUCUUCCUCAUUGCUGGUAUGUAUGAUCAGAAAAAGCUGCCGUUCAAAAACUUGAUUAAGAGCAGGGAAUACAAUGUACAGAAUGUAAAUGUUUAGUUCGUGCACACCGACUGUGUUUUGCAGUGAGAUGACCAAAGCAGUUUUCCUAAGCCGUGAGGUUUGCAGAGACACUGGAUGGCAUUUUGAAUGUGAUGCAUUUUUCUGCAUUUGUCCUAUUUUUUUUUAUCCCAUAACGCUCCAAAAAAUACACUACAUCCUAUUUCCUAGUGGAAGUAUGGAUGGUCUUUAGUAGAUGUGGCCAACAACCACCACAUCAGCCCAACAGGUUUGCUUUAAUCUGCCAUUAUUAGUUGUAAACCCUGUAUUAUUUGCAUCUUGUGUAAUCUGUGCAAAAUCAAGUUAGAGAAGGUUAAUUUAUAGCUAAGCUGUUGAUAAAUGUUGGAACAACAUUGCUUAUUGUCAGGAACCCUUUGCUUCCUACAUACCAAAUUUAAAAUGAUCUAAGAUGUCUGUUAUAUUAACUAGAACAGCCUUUUUGCCAAAUUGCUGCUUUGGGAUCCAGAAAAAAAUCCGAUGCAAAAGCACAGGAGUUUGGUUUCAAGACCAUAAAAAAGGAUAGUUUUUUGUACAUGUUAGGCUGGACCUCUGUAACGGCAAAAACACUUCUCUGAUCUUUGAAAAGUUCAGAUCUUUUAAUAAUCUGUUUUUUUUAAAGCUGUUUUUCUUCUUUUCUUUAAUUCUGUUUGAUAUCUGAGCCUUUUUUAGCAGAUAUUUUACAGACAUUUUUAAUACAAAGCGAUUUUGCUGCACUCGCACCACUGAUUAUCUCUUUAAAGAAACAAUGAACUAUCUUAACAGAGCUUCAUCUGCACAUGCAUAGUGUUUUUAAACAUGAUUAGCAUUGCCAAUAUUGAGAUGCCCGGUUUUAUGCUAUAUUUUUUUAUGUGAAGUGUUUUACACAUCAUUGUACAAAAUGUGUAAAAUAGUCUUUGCCUCAAGAGAUGUAUCUUCUUGUAAUGAACAAAUUCUUCUUGACUGAAUCAAAAUAAAAGCAUAUUUGAAAUGCCA